This is a messenger RNA of Lottia gigantea (owl limpet), 369 nucleotides long. RefSeq lists its product as hypothetical. The record is from RefSeq and is a predicted model, not a curated record. The transcript has a single exon. Lineage: Eukaryota; Metazoa; Mollusca; Gastropoda; Lottiidae. The coding region runs from base 1 to 369 and encodes 122 amino acids.
AUGUCGCAGUGUUUAUUUAAUGAUAACGACGAUGAAGAUAUUAUUCUUUCACAAAAUUUAGACGAUAUAGAAAAGGAAUUAGCAGUGAAAAAUAAUAUUGAGAAAGAUGUGGAUUACGGAGAAUUGAACCUUAUUUCUACUGCAGAGGAAUUUGUUAACGCAGAGAUGGAGAAAGAAUCUGAUUGUGGUGAAUUUAACGUAAUUUCUACAGCCGAGGAACAAAGGUUUCAAACACAAGUAUCUCAGGUUGAAAUAGACACUUUAAUACCUUCACAAACAAACGCUAAUACCAGAAAGAAUACUAAAUGGUCACUAAAUAUAUAUUGCGGACCAGUACAUUUCAAUAAUUGUAAAUUUACUUUUAUGUAA